CAACUAAUCGUUUCUACUACAGCUGGUUCAGUUAGUGGUAAGAUAGUAAAUACUAAUGGUACUGAUCAGUUUGCCUAUCUCGGCAUUCCUUACGCUCAGCCUCCCGUAGGUCAGCUACGAUUUAAGCCGCCAGUACCCAAAGAGCAAUGGUCUAGUGUUCUAAAUGCUACUGAAUAUCAAAAAGAUUGUUCUCAACCGAAUCUCGUAGGCCCUUUAAGUCAAAAUUCGCAUAAAAUACAAGUCAGUGAAGAUUGCCUUUACCUUAAUAUUUUUACGCCUAACCCUAGCAAAGCCGGGAAUAUGUCAGUACUCGUAUGGAUACAUGGUGGUGGAUUCCUUUAUGGAACUGGCGCAUGGUGGCAAGGACAAAUCUUAUCUGCUAACGAAAAUAUCGUUGUUGUUACAAUAAAUUAUCGACUUGGAAUCUUUGGUUUCAUGACGUCAGGUGAAAAGGAUGCCAAUCAAAGGACUAUUCCAGCAAAUCUAGCUUUACAAGAUCAAAAUUUGGCCUUGAAAUGGGUUAGAGAGAAUAUCGAAAAUUUCGGAGGUAAUAAAGAUCAAAUUACAAUAGCAGGUAACUCAGCUGGAGCGGUUGCUGUUUCCAAUCACCUGGUUAUGCCAUCUAGCAAAGGAUUAUUUAGCCGCGCUAUCAUACAAAGUGGUAUUUUUGGAGAUUUCCCAUCUUAUCAGAAAGCUAAAUUGACGACCGAGUUCACACUAUCUGAUGCUAAAAAUUUCUUUGUACAGUAUAGCACGGUAGCUAGAUGUUACAAAAACAUCACAACAGAGACUGUAAAUUGUCUAAGAACCCUACCAGCCCAGCAAUUGGUACAACUUCAAUUGAGAUUCCUUGGAACUAAUCCAUAUUCACCCAUUGUUGAUGGCGAUAUACUACCAGAAUCAUCUUACAAAGCUAUAAUUUCAGGAAAGUUUAAUAAAGCCGACAUCAUGAUAGGCACGAUGUUGAAUGAUGGCUAUUUUUUCUUAUUACUUAUGCCAAAUAUAUCUCAAGGACUUUCACAAAAUCAGUUUAAAAAUUAUGUCAAUGGUAAUUUUCCAGCAGCAAAUCAACGUGUAAAACUUUCUAUCCAAUAUCAGUAUACUAACUGGGCCAAUGUUAGCUCACCAAGCAUUAAUAGGGAUCAGUAUGGCGAUAUGCUCAAUGAUUAUCGCUUUAGUGUACCUAACGAAAAUUAUGCAGAUGCGCUUUCUCGAUAUGUACCAACCUAUACCUACAUAUUUGCUCAUCGCACUGCAGGAACCGCGAUGCCUUCAUUUGCUAAAGCAGUGCAUACUAUAGAGAUCCCAUAUGUUUUUGGCUAUCCAUUAGAUCCACCUGCAAAUUUUCCAGACAAAUUUGAUGAUACCGAUCGACAAGUAUGCCGACAGGUUAUGGCAUACUGGGGUAACUUUAUUCGUCAAGGAAAUCCGUCAGAUUUAAGCUCUUCACCAGCUUGGCCAAGAUAUAGAGAAACCAGCAAAGACUACAUGUGGAUUGCACCUAAAUUGGCAAUUGCAAAGAAUUACUAUAGUAAGCCAUUCGCCUUUUGGAAUCAAUAUCUUCCCCAACUUGCUACACUCACAAAUACAAAUACACCU
This is a messenger RNA of Trichoplax adhaerens, 1599 nucleotides long. RefSeq lists its product as uncharacterized. Gene Ontology annotation, molecular function: acetylcholinesterase activity. Gene Ontology annotation, cellular component: plasma membrane. The transcript is spliced from 2 exons. The annotation marks the transcript as partial. The record is from RefSeq and is a predicted model, not a curated record. NCBI's taxonomy places the organism in Eukaryota, Metazoa, Placozoa, Uniplacotomia, Trichoplacea, Trichoplacidae. Gene Ontology annotation, biological process: acetylcholine catabolic process; choline metabolic process.